Messenger RNA from Elgaria multicarinata webbii, 808 nucleotides. It is a transcript of the gene NDUFA8, whose product is annotated as NADH:ubiquinone oxidoreductase subunit A8. The coding region runs from base 139 to 657 and encodes 172 amino acids. The record is from RefSeq and is a predicted model, not a curated record. Lineage: Eukaryota; Metazoa; Chordata; Lepidosauria; Squamata; Anguidae. Gene Ontology annotation, biological process: mitochondrial electron transport, NADH to ubiquinone. The transcript is spliced from 4 exons.
UCUCCAUCCAGCCGGCCGCGGCAAGGGCGCAUGCGCAGUGUCGGCGUGCGGCCUAGUCCGUGAGGACGGCGGCGAAGGGGAGCUCAAGGGGAGGCCGCGCCGGGUCAACUCGUUCGCCUGCCGGCCGCCUCCGCCGCUAUGCCGGCCACGAUUGAAGUGCCCUCACUGGAGGAGCUCAAAGUGGAGGAGGUGAGCGUUAGCUCUGCAGUCCUGAAAGCAGCAGCCCACCAUUAUGGCUCGCAGUGUGACAAGCCCAACAAGGAGUUCAUGCUUUGCCGCUGGGAGGAGAAGGACCCGCGGAAGUGUUUAAGGGAAGGCAAGGAAGUGAACAAGUGUGCACUGGAGUUCUUCAGGCAGCUCAGGCUGCAUUGUGCCGAGCCGUUCACCCAAUAUUGGACCUGCAUCGACUACAGCAACAUACUGGCGCUUCACAACUGCCGGGAGCAGCAGAAGGUCUUUGACGAAUGUGUGCUGGAGAAGCUGGGCUGGGAGAGGCCAGAUCUGGGGCAGCUGUCCAAGGUCACCAAAGUGAAGACGGACCGGCCAGUCCCUGAGAACCCCUAUCAUUCCAGGCCGAGACCACCACCAAACCCACCCGUCGAAAGCGAGUUGAAGCCUGCAAAAUACGGUAGCCGGGUGUUUUUCUGGAGUUGGUAACAGGAGGGUGGGUGAGGCCAGCGGAGGACCCCCUCUCGGCCGCUUCAGAACAGUGGCACACGUCCUGCCGAAUGUAAAUUUACUCUUUGCUGCUGUACAGUGGAUGCCGUCUAUCUUUGGUGGUCAUUAAAUAUCUGUUCUUUAAACAGUA